AUGGCCCGCUUUAUCGCCCACCGCGGCGAGUACCGCGCCGAGGUCGCGGCCGCGGCACAGCUCCUCCUCGGCCGCGCCACGCUCGGCAUCAGCGACAAGCGCGUCUCGCGCGGGCAGCUCCGGCUGUCCGCGUCGCCGAACGGCUCACAGCUCACCGCGGCGAAUGUCGGUGUCAACUCGAUCGGGAUUCGGCGCGCGGCGAGCGCGGACAUCGCGCCGCUACGCAAGGGCGCGUCGACGAGCCUCACCGCCGCCGACCUUCCCGCCACCGUCUACCUCUCACAGGCGUCGGCGCUACCUCUGCUCUGUCUCUCUCGGGCGGAGGACAAGGAGUGGCUGUAUCCGCUCCAGCUUGACGCCGCGCCCGAGCAGAGCAUAGCAGCCGGGGCAGCGGCGGGGUCGGAGGAGGCGGCGGCGGAGGCGGCGGAGGCGGCGGCGGCGGUGGAGGCAGAGGCAGCUGCUGCGGCGGCGGCGACGAAGGCGGCAGCGACGAAGGCGGCGGCGACGGCGGCGGCGACGGCGGCGGCCAAGGCGGCCGAGGCGGCUGAGGCCGAGGAGGCGGAGGCGGCGGCGGAGGCGGCGGCGGCGGAGGCUGAGGAGGAGGCGGCGGAGGGAUUCGCGAUCAACAGCAGCCACAACAACGGCGGCGGCGGAGACGUCAGAGACGGCGGAGACGUCGGAGACGGCAACAGCGGCCCAGACCGGCGGGAGGAGGAGGAGGAGGCGGUGGAGGAGGGCGGGGCGGGGGAGGAGGAGGCGGCGGGGGGAGAGUGCUCGGGAGGCGACAAGGCGGCCGGCGGAGGCAACGGCGCCGGAGGCAGCGGCGGCGGAGGCAGCGGCGGCGGAGGCAGCGGCGGCGGAGGCAGCGGCGGCGGAGGCAGCGGCGGCGGCGGCGGCGAUGGAAGUGGCAGCGGCGGUGGCGGUGACGGCGGCGGUGGCGGUGACGGUGGCGGUGGCGGUGGCGGUGGCGGUGGCGGUGGCGGUGGCGGUGGCGGUGACGGUGGCGGUGGCGGUGACGGUGGCGCGCCAGAGUGGCAGGCGGGGCGGUACGGCGUGGAGGUGGACGGCGAGCAGUACGCGAUGAAGAGCUCAAACCUCGAGGCCGACCGGGCGGGCGAGCAGGCGGCGCUCGAGGGGCGGGCGGUGCUCGAGGGACUGGUGGGGCGGCCCGACCUGAACGGUGUCGCCGUGACCGUCGGUAAGCUCCACUUGGCGGGCCCGCAUGAGGGGAGGUACGCCAUCCGGCACGCCCCGGACGGCGGGGAGGUGCGGGCGAGGCACGCGGCGCGCUACUCCGCCACCGCCUCCGAGCGCGAGGCCGCCGCCGCCGCCGCCGCCGCCGCGAGCGCCGCCGCGCUGGCAGAGGCGCCGCCGCUGCACAUUCUGUCGUACAACUUGUGGUUUGAGCACCCAGACACGUUCGAGGCGCGCGGAGGGGUGCGAUGGGGCUUGCGACACUCGUCUCGGACGCGUCUCGAGACGGGUCUCUGA
Messenger RNA from Emiliania huxleyi CCMP1516, 1491 nucleotides. RefSeq lists its product as hypothetical. The transcript has 8 exons. Gene Ontology annotation, molecular function: protein binding. Lineage: Eukaryota; Haptophyta; Isochrysidales; Noelaerhabdaceae. The record is from RefSeq and is a predicted model, not a curated record. The coding region runs from base 1 to 1491 and encodes 496 amino acids.